AUGAUAUCCAGAGGUGGAAGGCCAACUUUGAGCCAAGGAUUGGACAAGGAGAUAUAUCAAAUUGUAAGGAAAUUGGCAGAUGAACAGGCACAGAGCCAGAAGGGACCGAAGCGUCUUACGAUUUCAAUUGUCUAUGAUAGCAUUAAAAAUUCGAAUUCAAGUCUAAAAAGAAGAUCAAAAAAACUACUUGAAGACUCAAUCGACAGAGUGCUGUUGGUAUUGAAGGAAGAACAAGAUGAAAGUGAUUCCGUAGAUGGGGAUUUCGAAGGAUUAGAGGACGCGGCACCACCGUUGAAGGAACAUAACAUAAUGAAUAGAAAUAUUACCAAAAAUUGGGCAAAACCAGCAUCGAUACCAACAAUAAGUCCUAUGAACGGUACUCCUUCUGUCAGUGGGGUCGCCACACCCAUUACUUCAAUACAAACCAGUGCCAACGGCAAUGGGGAAAUCGAAUCACCUUUGAAAUCAGAUCGACAAGCCAACGGUGAACCAAAAUCGAAACGUCGGAAGGCAGAACGAGAAGUCAGGAAAGAUGCGGAUAGAGCACCACCCACGGAUAUUUCACUGGAGAAUCUUGGAGGAGUGGAUAAUGUAAUUGAAGAAUUGAAUGAGCUUGUGGCGAUGCCAAUGUUAUAUCCGGAAACAUAUAUAAGGACGGGAAUUCAACCGCCUCGAGGUGUUCUACUCCAUGGACCACCUGGUUGUGGUAAAACAAUGAUCGCAAACGCUUUUGCUGCAGAAAUAGGUGUGUCAUUCAUACCGAUUUCUGCACCAUCUUUAGUGGCUGGUAUGUCGGGAGAAUCAGAAAAGAAGAUUAGGGAUGUCUUUGACGAAGCAAAGCGCAUGGCACCUUGUCUCGUUUUCAUCGAUGAGAUUGAUGUCAUAAUGGGGAAACGUGAGAGUGCUCAGAGAGAGAUGGAAAAACGAAUCGUUGCUCAAAUGCUCACAUCCAUGGAUGAUAUGGCUUUGGAAAAAACGGGCGGUAAACCUGUCAUUAUUAUUGCUGCCACAAAUCGACCUGAUAGUCUUGAUCCGGCUCUUCGAAGAGCAGGUCGUUUUAAUAAGGAGAUUAAUCUGGGGGUCCCGAACGAAGCUGCUCGGGAGAAGAUUCUCCGCGCUCUUACUCAAAAACUUGCCUUACCCGAUGAUUUUAACUUUCAUGCUUUAGCAAAGAUGACUCCUGGAUUUGUGGGAGCUGAUCUGAAUGAUGUUGUGUCUGUUGCAGGUACAGAAGCCAUGAAGCGUAUGAUGGCAGUUUUAAAACAACAAACUGUUUCUACCAUGGAGCUCGAUACUCCGGUACAAAGUGCUACAUCCAUGGAAUUAGAUACUCCAGUAUUGAAGGAUAGCACUUCAGAAGCCCUUCUUGUUUUAAGGUCUCUAGUCGCUAAUGCAGGUGGUUCCGCUCCUGAUGGAGAUUUUUCUAUUAAAUAUACCGAUUUCCUUGCAGCCAUACCUAAAGUUCAGCCAUCAGCUAAACGAGAAGGUUUUGCAACGAUUCCAGAUACUACAUGGGCUCAUGUUGGUGCUUUACAUGAGGUACGAGAGCAACUUGAAAUGGCCAUUGUUGAACCUAUCAAACGACCAGAAUCUUUUGCUCGAGUUGGUAUUACAGCGCCAACAGGAGUUUUAUUAUGGGGACCACCUGGAUGUGGUAAAACACUUCUUGCAAAAGCCGUCGCAAAUGAAUCAAAGGCCAAUUUCAUUUCUAUCAAGGGUCCUGAACUUCUUAACAAGUAUGUGGGAGAAUCAGAAAGGGCUGUUAGACAAGUCUUUGAGCGUGCCAGAUCAUCUGUACCUUGUAUUCUAUUCUUCGAUGAACUAGAUGCAUUGGUUCCCAAACGUGAGGACUCUUUGUCAGAAGCUAGUAGCAAAGUUGUCAAUACACUCCUUACCGAACUUGAUGGUCUAAGCAACAGAGCUGGAAUUUACGUUGUAGGUGCCACUAAUCGACCUGACAUGAUUGAUCCCGCUAUGUUACGUCCAGGCCGUCUUGGUACCUCAGUCUUUGUCGACCUUCCAUCUCCAGACGAACGUGUGGAGAUUCUCAAGGCUCUAUACAGAAAAGCAUUACCAUUCGCUAGUGCACAAGAAAUCGAGGCACUGGGUCCAGUAGGAAGAGAUGAGAGAUGCAAUGGCUACAGUGGAGCGGAUUUGGGUAAUUUGCAUCAAGCUGCUGCAGUAGCAGCGUUGAAGAGGGAGAUGAGUAUGGUAGCACAGGGACAAGCAACCAUAGAAGAUGAUUUGAAGAUUAGUGGAGCUGAUUGGGAGGUUGCAUUAGGGAAGAUUAAGGCGAGUGUGAAGGAUGCAGGGAAGUACAGGAGAUUGAGGGAUAGGGGAAUGUAA
Molecule: messenger RNA, 2346 nt
Organism: Sclerotinia sclerotiorum 1980 UF-70
Lineage: Eukaryota; Fungi; Ascomycota; Leotiomycetes; Helotiales; Sclerotiniaceae
Exons: 3
Coding region: 1-2346 (781 amino acids)
Biological process (GO): ribosome biogenesis
Cellular component (GO): nucleus
Molecular function (GO): RNA binding; ATP binding; preribosome binding
Source: RefSeq, a predicted model, not a curated record